GCUGGGCCCAAGAAAGAACUUCCCAGCUCGGUUGCUCACAAAAGCGGAGCUCACCCAGCUCGCCCGCGCGUCUUUUGCUUCCCCUGAAUCAGAGGGAAGCUAAUUCUUUCACCCAAGGACUCAUCACCCACCUGCGAACACAAAUACCUGCAUUUCCCCCCCAGAAACGUGCUUGUGUGAACGCGAGUGCAUGAAAUAGCCAUGGUCACGAGGGUUGAAAAAUAACAGAGAACAAGAAUUCCUGAAGGUGAAGGCGUUAGAAUUUGACAUAAUGUCUCUUAAGAAGUCUUGUUUUUAAUACGUUUGACCCCCUCUUAUAUAUUUAGGCAAUACGUAUUUUUAAAUUGUUUUCUUGUACAUACCAUUAAGUUCAGGAGGGGGGAGAGAUGAAAAGAGCAAAGAACAAUGGAAGAGCCAGAAGAACAGGCUAAAAGGUACAUUCUUUAAACAAUGUACCAUCUAUAGUUGCUACAGUAACUUGGACCACGGGCACUUGUUGAAAAUUAGAGUUGAUGUGCUUUUGAAACUGGUUUUCCUAAAGUUUUUUUCCCCCAGAUAUUUGUAUGGCACAUUACUUUUGGAACCAUUCCCUACAAUUGUUUGAAAGGAGAGAUGGAAGAAUGAAUGGAUGACUGAAUGUAAGAAUAUGUUAGAAUUUUCAGGGUAGUCUUACAAUAAUUCUAGAUGGAAUAGUAAGUUAGUUCCAAAAGCCAGAUGCAUCCUCUUUGUAAAUGAUCUUAACUGAGACUCAGUUAUGAUACAAGACAAGGUUAAUUUUAAAUUAAAAGAAUUUAUUAAGCACAAAAAGUGACCAUGAUUACAUUUGGUAAACAGCCAUUUCUAUUUUUUCCCCCCCUUGGAGGCUCAAAACAAUGUUAAACUGUUAAAUACUAAUUAGAAUAAAAUAGUGGACAUGUGUUGGCAACUGCUAGUGUCAUAUGCGAUUUCAAUGUGCUUUUUCUGUAAGUGGCACAGGAUCUCUCAUGAGCCAGCUGGUUUAUUCCCAGCUGCUUAUGCAUGCUUGGCUGGUUUAUAAUGCAUUACUGUAUUUUCUUCAGAAAUCUUAAUGAAGUAGCUCACUGUGGAAGAAUCUGGAACCCUAGAUAAAAAUGGCUUUCCAUGUGGAAGGACUGAUUGCUAUCAUCGUGUUCUACCUUCUAAUAUUGCUGGUUGGAAUAUGGGCUGCCUGGAGAACCAAAAACAGUGGCAGCUCAGAAGAGCGCAGCGAGGCCAUCAUAGUUGGUGGCCGAGACAUUGGUCUGCUGGUGGGUGGAUUUACCAUGACAGCCACCUGGGUCGGAGGAGGUUACAUCAACGGGACAGCUGAAGCAGUGUAUGUACCAGACUAUGGUCUAGCUUGGGCUCAGGCACCAAUUGGAUAUUCUCUUAGUCUGAUUUUAGGUGGUUUGUUCUUUGCAAAGCCUAUGCGUUCCAAAGGAUAUGUGACUAUGUUAGACCCGUUUCAGCAGAUCUAUGGAAAGCGCAUGGGUGGGCUCCUAUUUAUUCCUGCGCUAAUGGGAGAAAUGUUUUGGGCUGCAGCCAUUUUCUCUGCCUUAGGAGCCACCAUCAGCGUGAUCAUUGACGUUGAUGUGCAAGCUUCUGUCAUUGUUUCUGCGCUCAUUGCCACUCUCUACACACUGGUGGGUGGUCUGUACUCCGUGGCCUACACGGAUGUAGUUCAGCUUUUCUGCAUCUUCAUAGGCCUGUGGAUCAGCGUCCCCUUCGCCCUGUCACAUUCUGCAGUUGCUGACAUUGGGUACACUGCUCUGCACACCAAAUACCAAAAGCCUUGGCUGGGGACCAUUGAAUCAUUUGAAAUCUACACUUGGCUUGAUAGUUUUCUGUUGUUGAUGCUGGGUGGAAUCCCAUGGCAAGCCUACUUCCAGAGGGUCCUCUCUUCAUCCUCAGCCACCUAUGCUCAAGUGUUGUCAUUCCUGGCAGCUUUUGGGUGCCUGGUGAUGGCUUUACCAGCCAUACUCAUUGGGGCCAUUGGAGCAUCAACAGACUGGAACCAGACUACAUAUAAGCCUCUAGAUCCCAAGGACAACGAUGAAGCAGACAUGAUUUUACCAAUUGUUCUGAAGUACCUCUGCCCUGUGUACAUCUCUUUCUUUGGUCUCGGUGCAGUUUCUGCUGCUGUUAUGUCAUCAGCAGAUUCUUCUAUCUUGUCAGCAAGUUCCAUGUUUGCCCGGAACAUCUACCAGCUUUCAUUCAGACAAAAUGCAUCAGACAAGGAAAUCAUCUGGGUUAUGCGAAUCACAGUGUUUGUGUUUGGAGCUUCUGCCACAGCCAUGGCCUUGCUGACGAAGACUGUGUAUGGGCUCUGGUACCUCAGCUCAGACCUCGUUUACAUCAUCAUCUUCCCGCAGCUGCUCUGUGUGCUCUUCGUCAAGGGAACCAACACGUAUGGGGCUGUGGCAGGUUAUGUGUCUGGCCUUUUCUUGAGAAUAACUGGCGGGGAGCCAUAUCUGUACCUGCAGCCCUUGAUCUUUUAUCCUGGUUAUUACCCUGAUAAGAAUGGCAUAUAUAAUCAGAGAUUCCCAUUUAAAACCCUUUCCAUGGUUACCUCAUUCUUGUCCAACAUUUGCAUCUCCUAUCUAGCCAAAUAUCUAUUUGAGAGUGGAACCUUGCCACCCAAAUUAGAUGUGUUUGAUGCUGUUGUUGCAAGGCACAGUGAAGAAAACAUGGAUAAGACAAUUCUGGUCAAAAAUGAAAAUAUUAAAUUAGAUGAACUUGCACCUGUCAAGCCCCGACAGAGCAUAACUCUCAGCUCAACUUUUACCAAUAAGGAGGCCUUCCUCAACAUUGAUUCAAGUCCAGAAGGGUCUGGGACUGAAGAUAACUCCUAAUGACCCCAUCCACAUAAAAUACUGCUUUCACAAACAGAGUGUUAUAGCAGGCUAGUCCAGGAAAGAUGGGUUGCAUCAUAUAAAAAAUAUACUUAAAAAAUAAACAGCAUUCAGGUGGAUAAAAAUCCAUAUAAAAGUGCAGUUGCACAAAUGCAAGCCAAGUUAGAAGGAAUCAUGUAUGAAAGCAACAGAUUGCUUUCUCAUCGGUAUUUCUCAUCCUCGUUUGACUCUGACUCUAGAUAUUUUUGUUAAAUAUUCAAAAGUGAAUUAAGCCCCACUCAAAGAACAGAGGGUUAGAGUAUUUAUCUUUAUUCAGAAAAAAGAAGUAGGUAUGAAACAGCCAAGGAAAUUCAGUAGACUUGCUCUAGACCUUGUCUGCUAAUGCACUAGUAGGUCUGGUUUAUUUUCAUGAUGAAGUUCAGAGAGUAACUUGCCAUCACUCAAAUGAAUGGUGCAAGAAAUUAAUGGGUGAUUGUCCUGGUGUCCUGAUGGUUAACCUAUUCUUGCAUCUUCUGAACUAGAACAUUUGCUGAAUAUGCAAUUUGUUUCUCUUUGUAGUGACACACAUUAUUCUGAGCACAGGCAAAGCAAACACAUAUGCAAAAUACUGUGUCGUGGAAUUUCUUUAUGCACAAGGUAAUAGGAAAAGUAGAAUCCAUCUUUGUAGAGGACCACUGGCUCCUCUGAGUGUGCCUAACAGCUACCAUGUGUAUUGAGAAGCAUACCUAGAGUAUGGAAGGCAUGAUUAUUAGACAUCCUUAAAGCAAUAAAUCAAGAAGGCCAUUAAGCAGAAAGUGACAAGAGCAGGUUUUUGUCUUCAUCUAAAGUUUAUAAAGUUUUGCUUCAUGAUAAAAGAAGUAGUGUCCCAUAUUACUAUCUAAAUUGGUACUGGAAGUGAAAUUGAGCCUUAUCUAAGGUGAGAUAACAGUAUAGCGCCAAUUAAGAUUAGUGAGAGACAAAUGGCACCUCCUGAUAAAACUAGAAAAAUAAAACCCUCUCAAUUUUGGAUAUUCAUUAGUGAAGAUGAUUUAAUGUUAAGAGAGUGACUCUGUGGCACUUUUUGCAAAAGCCAGUCUUAGGUACUAGACAAAUCAUCACUACAAAAAGUAGACAGUGAAUUUUAAGAUGCAGAUGAAAGAAGAAAAUAAAAAUAAGUCCUAAAGGGAAAAAGCCAUCAAUUUUAACAUUUGGUGUCCACAUAACUUUCAUGAGGUUGGUCAUUAAAUAUUAUUUUGCUCCUUUUCUGGAGUUAAAAAAUAUGUGUGUGUGUGUGUGU
Acinonyx jubatus (cheetah) is the source of this 4125-nucleotide messenger RNA. It is a transcript of the gene SLC5A7, whose product is annotated as solute carrier family 5 member 7. Gene Ontology annotation, cellular component: dendrite; axon; synapse. The coding region runs from base 1110 to 2849 and encodes 579 amino acids. NCBI's taxonomy places the organism in Eukaryota, Metazoa, Chordata, Mammalia, Carnivora, Felidae. Gene Ontology annotation, molecular function: choline:sodium symporter activity. The record is from RefSeq and is a predicted model, not a curated record. Gene Ontology annotation, biological process: choline transport; neuromuscular synaptic transmission; transmembrane transport. The transcript is spliced from 8 exons.